Molecule: messenger RNA, 2868 nt
Organism: Ambispora gerdemannii
Lineage: Eukaryota; Fungi; Glomeromycota; Glomeromycetes; Archaeosporales; Ambisporaceae
Source: the annotation of a GenBank genome assembly
UCUUCGUCCAAGAUGCACGAUGCCUUCAAGGUUUCUGUUGCACUUGAUAAAUUUCAACACAAAAUUGAAGCCAUUUUUGCUUAUGGUGACAAGUUACUGGUAGGUUCCCAAACAGGCGCUUUAUCGAUAUACGAAGUUCAUGACCCCUUAGGUGAAGAAUCCUUGUCCGUCGCAUUAAUUGAAACUUUCAAAAACUUUGCCAGAAGUAAAAUUGAUCAAUUGGAUAUUAUUAAAGAGAUUGGUGUGCUCGUCUCACUAGCUGAUUCACAUGUUAGCAUCUUCGAUCUGAAUACUUUUCAAUUACAAAAACAACUCGCAAAGACACGUGGUGCAAAUAUAUUUACUAUUGAUACAAAAAUUGAGAUUAGUCAAGAUGAAGGAAGUAAAGGAAUACCGAUGAUUGUUACACGCCUUGCUGUGGGGGUUAGACGAAAAUUAAUUAUUUUUAUUUGGAGAGAUAGUGAGUUUACCGAUACAAAGGAAUUUGCAAUUGCUGAUAAAAUUCGAACAAUGGCUUGGGUUAGCUCGAAAAAACUUUGCCUCGGACUUGCGAAUGAAUAUGCAUUAAUUGACAUUACUUCUGGCACCGUUACCGAUCUUUUUGCUCCUUCCAGCACACCAAGCUCUGGCACCUCUUCGUAUAUUCCUUAUAUGAUAGGACCAAGAGUAAAUAAGCCGUUGGUAACAAAACUACCAAAUGAUGAGAUUCUCUUGGCGAAAGAUAAUAUGAGCAUCUUUGUUGGAUUGGACGGUAACCCAACUCGUAGAGCUGGGAUAGACUGGUCGGGAAUGCCAGAAGAAAUUGGAUUCUCUUACCCAUAUCUCAUUGCAAUCCUUCCGAAGCAUGUGGAAGUAAGAAAUAUCGUAACGCAAACAUUGGUGCAAAUGGUAGAAUUGCCACAAGCUCGGCUCAUAAACGGAGGCAAAUAUUUAUAUAUUGCCAACAAUAGUACAGUAUGGAGAUUUAUUCCAUAUAAUUUUGAGAAACAGAUUGAUCAAUUAGUUGAACAGUCGGAAUACGAAGAAGCGAUAAGUUUAACCGAGCAGAUUGAACCUAUUCUUUUGGACGAUAAAGUAGAUCUCAAACUUAAAAAAAUCCGUAAUCUCUACGCGCAUCAUUUAUUUCGUCAACAAAAAUUUGACGAAGCCAUCACAAUUUUUCAAGAAUUAGAAACUGAUCCCGCCGAAGUGAUUGCUCUGUAUCCUCCAUCUAUUUCAGGCGAAUCCGAUUCGGAGGGAGAUCAAGAAUCGAUAGAUAAGCCAACAGAGAAAAUAUCAGAGAACGAUGCGGAAUCACAUCAAUUAUCUGUAGCAAACGAACUGGGUUCUAUCACGGGUGAUGAUUCCCAGAAUAUGGCUUCGAUAAAUGAUGAUGAAAAAUUGUCAGAAGCUGAAACUGUUGUCAAAGAAACAGAAAAAAAUGAGAAUAAAUUAGAGGGUAAAAUCCUCGGAGAAGCCGUUUCAGCAUUAAUAAGAUUUCUGACCGAUCGACGGCAAAAAAUUUCGAAAAUUCUUCAUCUGCAAUCACAUCGAUCUAUCGACUCUACACCUCCCGGAUCACCAUCUUCUAAUCGUCCUUCUUUAAAUAGCCUUUCAAAUCUUGACACACACCAAAUUAUGAAGACUGCAGAGUUGGUCGAUACAUCUUUGCUUAAAUCUUAUAUGAUUAAAAACGAUGCAUUGGUCGGACCUCUUCUGCGUGUACCAAAUCAUUGUAACGUAGGAGAGAGCGAGGGACUUUUGUUAGAAAGAAAGAAAUAUAAAGAGUUGGUUGAUUUAUAUCAUGGAAAAGGACUUCAUCAAAAAUCUUUGGAAUUGUUGAAAAUGCUCGGACAAUCUUCAGAAGGCCCAAUGAAAGGAACUUUUCAUACUAUAAUUUAUCUUCAAAAAUUGGGACCGGAUUAUUUUGAUCUAAUACUUGAGUUUGCUUCUUGGGUAUUGGAGGCAAAUCCAGUGGAAGGGAUGGAGAUCUUCAUUGAUGAUCAUCCGGAAGUUGAAAAAUUACCGCGCGAUAAAAUCUUAAAAUAUCUGGAGCAAUUUUCCCCGGAUCUUUGUAUAAUAUUUCUUGAACAUAUUAUACACGAGCUGGGAGAUCAAACAUCUGACUAUCAUAAUCGGUUGAUUAUGGCAUAUUUAAACAAAUUAAGACGAUUGCAUAAUGAAAUUGAAAUCAACGGUGAUUCGGAAAUAAUACAAAAAUCAUUGGUGGAAACGGAUAAAAAACUCUUGGAUUUUUUGGACGAAUCAUACUUUUACAAAGCAGAGAAGAUUUUAGGACAGCUUCGAUUCGACGAUUUCUUUGCAGCAAGGGCAAAACUACUUAGUCGACUUGGCCAGCAUGAUCAAGCGUUACAUAUUUAUGUGCACAAAUUGAAGGAUGAAAAAAUGGCGGAGGAGUACUGUAUUAAGAAAUAUAAUGACAAAAACAAUCCAAUAAAAAAAGUCUUUUUAUCAUUGCUUCGAGUAUAUCUAAAACCAAGCGAUGGAGAAGAAGUUAUGAUAGAGCCAGCUCUACGAUUGUUGUCACGACACGGAACACAUGUCAAUGCCUCAGAGGCCAUAGAAAUGUUACCACCAAACAUAAAAGUGUCACAGUUGUAUGGCUUUGUAGAGAAGUAUAUUCGAGAAAGUAAUCGAAAUAGGAAUAUGAAUAUGAUUGUCAAAAAUCUAUUAAAGGCCGAUCAAUCUCAGGCUCAAGAACAAUUGAUGUUUUACCGAUCCCGAAGAGUAAAGAUUGAUGAGGAUCGUAUGUGUCCUCAAUGUACAAGACGUAUUGGCCAUAGUGUGUUUGCUGUCUUUCCUAAUGGCGUCGUUGUUCAUUAUCAUUGUAAAGACAAGUACUCGACAUCACACGAAACCGCAAUAUGA